Messenger RNA from Drosophila innubila, 2992 nucleotides. Its product is annotated as aminopeptidase N. Gene Ontology annotation, molecular function: metalloaminopeptidase activity; peptide binding; zinc ion binding. The coding region runs from base 51 to 2897 and encodes 948 amino acids. Gene Ontology annotation, cellular component: cytoplasm. The transcript has 4 exons. The record is from RefSeq and is a predicted model, not a curated record. Lineage: Eukaryota; Metazoa; Arthropoda; Insecta; Diptera; Drosophilidae. Gene Ontology annotation, biological process: peptide catabolic process; proteolysis.
UGAUCACCCCUCAGUUAUUGUCCAGUUGUCGUCGCACCGUACGGUACAACAUGGCACGCGCUCUCGUACCGAUAUUCGUACUCCUCGUUGCGGCCAUUGCGCAGGCAUCUGUUGUGCGUCAGUUUCCUCCUCUCGAGCGGCUGGAACUGCUUGAGAAUCCUAACCAGCGUUUGGCGUCACGUGCCAACGAGGACACCUAUCGUCUGCCCAAUAAUACCGAACCCAUUAGCUACGAUGUGACACUGUCUACAAAUGUUCACAAAGGCGAAACUGGAUUCAACGGCACAGUAAUCAUUACGUUGGAGGUCAUCGAGACUUCCGAGAUCAUUGUGGUGCAUGCCCGUCAGUUGGCUAACUUUACGGCGACCAUUCGACGUGCUGAUGGACAGGGUAAUGAGAUUGCCCUGCAAUACACACAGGAUGUGGAUCGUGAAUUCCUUAAGUUUUCCGCUAAGGAUGUAACCUUCACCGCUGGCACCAAGUGGUUGCUGACCAUCAAGUACCAGGGCAAUCUUCGAACUGACAACGGCGGCUUCUAUCUGUCCACCUAUACUGAUGAGAAAGGCGCCACCAAAUAUCUGGCCACCACACAGUUCGAGAGCACUGAUGCACGCCACGCCUUCCCCUGCUAUGAUGAGCCUGCCAAGCGCGCAGAGUUCACCAUAACAAUUCAUCACGAUGCCAGCUACAAUGCCAUCAGCAAUAUGCCAGUUAACCAGGCCAAAUCCAGUGCUGGUGUGACUUCGUUUGAUACCACGGUCAAGAUGCCCUCAUAUUUGGUGGCCUUCAUUGUAUCGGAGUUUGUGUCUUCAGAUGGCAAACUGAAUGAUCUACCCCAGCGUGUUUUCUCCCGCAAGGGAACCGAACAUGAGCAGGAAUGGGCUUUGACAACUGGCAUGCUUGUGGAGAAGCGUCUCUCUGGAUAUUUCGGUGUGCCCUUUACUCUACCCAAGCUGGAUCAGGCGGCUAUUCCCGAUUUUGCUGCUGGCGCCAUGGAGAAUUGGGGCCUGGCCACAUAUCGUGAGGAGUAUUUGCUCUACAAUACCGAAAACUCCACAGUCAAUACACAGACCAACAUUGCCACAAUUGAGGCACAUGAGGAUGCACAUAUGUGGUUCGGUGAUCUGGUAGCAAUCGAAUGGUGGAGCUAUCUCUGGCUCAAGGAAGGUUUCGCCACACUCUUUGAGCAUUUGGCUGUCGACUUGGCUUAUCCAGAGUGGGAUAUUUUCCAAACCUUCCAUGCUGCCUCCUAUCAGAGUGCCAUGAUUGCCGAUGCCAGUCCCAGUGCCCGACCCAUGACAUAUUUCGUGGAGAAGCCAUCGGAAAUUUCACUUCUUUACGACUCCAUCUCGUAUGCCAAGUCAGGAUCCGUGCUGGACAUGUGGCGUCAUGCUCUGACCAACACCGUCUUCCAGCGUGGUCUGCACAACUAUCUGGAGGACAACAAAUUCUCCGCUGCCAACGAGACGGCCUUGUUUAAUGCCAUUGCUUUGGCAGCACGCGAAGAGAAUUUCGCAGUGCCAGCCACAAUUCAUGAGAUGCUAUCCAGUUGGACACGCCAAAGUGGUGUCCCUCUGCUGAAUGUGGUGCGCAACUAUAACGAUGGCUCCUUCACCGUCAAACAGGAGCAGUACACCAACGACAAGACCGCCGAGAGCAAUAAGCUCUGGUAUGUGCCCGUAAACUAUGCUCUGCAAUCGAAUCCCGAUUUCCGCAAUACCAUCGCCACCCACUAUCUGCUAAAGGAAAAGGAGCAAAACAUUGGCGAUGCCAAGGCAAGCAAUGAGGAUUGGCUGAUACUGAACAAACAGUCGACGGGUUAUUAUCGUGUUAACUACGACUCCCAGAACUGGCAGCUCAUCACUGAUGGAAUGAUCUCUCGUCCACACAAGAUUCAUCCUCGUAAUCGCGCUCAACUUAUUAGCGAUUUGUAUCGCUUUGCUACCAGUGGUCGCGUGCCACACGCCACACUCCUGCAGCUGCUCACCUAUUUGCCAAAGGAGGAUCAAUAUGCGCCGUGGUCAGCAGCCAACACGGCCAUCACCCUAUUUAAUCGUUACCUGAGCAGUGACUCGGCCUACGAACACUUCCAGUUCUAUGUGAAUCACUUAGUCAACGAGCAGUACGACAAAUUUGGAGUGAAUGACGUUCACGGGGAACAGCAUUUGGCCAAAUAUACUCGCAACGUGGUCAUUAAUAUUGCCUGCUUAGCCGGUCUGGAGAGUUGCCUGAAAGAAACAAAGGCCAAGCUGCAGACCCAUGUCGAACAUGGUACCCGAAUUGAAGCCAAUCUGCAGUCGCCAGUGUACUGCAAUGGUCUAAAGCAGGCUAACGACCAGACAUUCGAUUUUGUCUAUAAUAAGCUGAUGGACUCCAACGAUCAAGCCGAGCGUCGCCUGCUUAUCUCAGCCCUGGGCUGUGCCCAGUCUGCCAAGCAGCUGGAGAAGUACGUAUCCAGCAGUAUUGACCAAACCAACAAGUUGCGUUCUCAGGAACGUUACACGAUCCUCAGUCCGACCUAUUCCCGUGGUGAGGUUGGUCUGUUCGUCAGCAUCGAAUUCCUGCUCAAAAAUUGGCAGGCAUAUGGUAACUUGAAUGCUGGUUUUGGUGGCGUCAAUCCCCUAUACUCCGACAUCAUAGGCAUGUCUGCUUAUGUGGUCAACGACAGUCAAAAGGACAAAUUGCAAGAACUUAUCGAUGCGGUCAAGGGUUCCGAAUUUGUACCUUCAAACCUACAGGCUAGCGUGGAUGCCAACAUUAAGGCCAACAUGGACUGGCUGUCGGCCAACCGUGAACCUAUCAUCUCCUGGGUGAACAAUUUCCGUAACGGCAGCCCAGCCAUCAGCGCUUCAAUUUUAGCCAUGGCCCUGUGCCUAUUGGCCGCCAAAUUGUUCUAAGCAUUAGUCACAACUUUAAGUUAGCAUAAGUCUAGCCCAUUGUAUUACUCUAUUUCAUUUUGUCAAUAAAAUUCCCACACAAUUAUGAUCUUGAA